AUGAUACAGGUGCAGCUGCUCUGGGAGGCAGGCCGACGCAAGGAGGCUGUGCUAGAGGCGCGGCAGCAGCUGGUGGCCAACCCCGGCAGCUGGGCCCAUGCCCAGGACUACGCGCGGCUGGUCUUCGAUUUGCCGUUGGAGGGUGAUGUUUGGGCGCCCAGUUUGAAACCUCCGGAGAAAGCCGGGCACGUGUCCGCGAUCUCACCCUCAAGUCUUUGA
Effrenium voratum is the source of this 219-nucleotide messenger RNA. Lineage: Eukaryota; Dinophyceae; Suessiales; Symbiodiniaceae. The record is from the annotation of a GenBank genome assembly.